Messenger RNA from Prosopis cineraria, 1051 nucleotides. RefSeq names its product membrane steroid-binding protein 1-like. Gene Ontology annotation, cellular component: endomembrane system; membrane. The transcript is spliced from 2 exons. Bases 142 to 813 code for a protein of 223 amino acids. Lineage: Eukaryota; Viridiplantae; Streptophyta; Magnoliopsida; Fabales; Fabaceae. The record is from RefSeq and is a predicted model, not a curated record.
GAUCACCAAUACAGACACAUUCAAUGGACCAAACCAAAGCCUCGAGGAGCCAAAUUCCGAUCAUAUAAAGCUCCCAAUCGUAUCUCUUCUGUCGCCUCUCCUGCUUUUUGUGUUUGGCUCUCGAUCACUGCGUGAGUAGCCAUGGCUCUACAACUAUGGGAGACUCUUAAGGAGGCCAUCGUCGCCUACACUGGUCUGUCUCCGGCCACCUUCUUCACCGUCCUCGCGCUGGUUUUCGCUGUCUACUAUCUUGUUUCGGGUUUGUUUGGGUCCUCCGAUCGUCGUCCCAGGGCCGAUAGGGAAACGGAGGAACAGAUGCAGCCUCUGCCCCCGCCUGUUCAGCUCGGCGAGAUUACCGAGGAGGAACUCAAGGCCUAUGAUGGCUCCGAUCCGAAGAAGCCUCUGCUAAUGGCUAUCAAGGGUCAGAUCUAUGAUGUGUCUCAGAGCAGGAUGUUUUAUGGACCAGGUGGACCUUAUGCCCUAUUUGCUGGCAAGGAUGCUAGCAGAGCUUUAGCAAAGAUGUCUUUUGAAGAGAAAGACCUGACUGGGGAUAUCUCUGGUCUUGGCCCUUUUGAACUUGAUGCCUUGCAGGACUGGGAAUACAAGUUUUUGAGCAAGUAUGUAAAGGUAGGCACCAUAAAAAAAUCAGUCCCAGUAACCGAAGCAGAAUCCACAGGUGAACCAUCAGGAUCAGCCUCUCGUGAUGCCGCCGCCGCCGCUGCGGAGCACAUUGAGGAGAAAAAUGGCCCAUCUGAAGCCGAAGCUGUUAAAAGUGAGGAACCACUUUCAAGUGCGAAUGCGGAUAAAGAGUAAUAAUGGUUGGAUUGUCUCCCAACCUACAAUAUAUGGAUACUGUCUCCUGGAGGCGAUGUGAAUGAUUAACCCUUUGCGAAUGUAUGAAGAAAAUGUGAGAGAUAUUAAUUAUCACUUUCCCUACUCUAGUCCGCCCCUUUCCAAAUAAUUGUCAAUGUUUAAUUCGAGUUAUUUUGUGGAUUCAGUCCUCUAUCUCUGUGUUUGUUUUUUUAUCAAGUAUCCUUCUAUUUUGUAGCAA